AUGGAUGCAUCCAGAAAUGGGACCUUGUCAGCGUCCUUUAUCUCUGUGAGUGCUAGCCACAGGUGGCAGUCCAGCACCACAGAUCUGAGGAUUGUUCUGGUGGGUAAAACUGCAUCAGGAAAGAGUUCAUCAGGAAACACCAUCCUAGGCAGUGAUUACUUUAAGACAGAUAUUUCCUCUAAGUCUGUUACUAAACACUGUCAAAGGCAUACGAAAACAGUGGAGAGUAAAGCCAUCUCAGUGAUCGACACUCCAGGAUUAUAUGAUACAAGAAUGAGUGAAGAACAAUUAAAGAAAGAGAUUGAAAAGUGUGUCAUCAUGUCCGCUCCUGGCCCUCACGUGUUCCUGCUGGUCAUCAGGUUGGAUGAUAGAUACACAGAGGAGCAGAAAAACACAGUUAAAUGGAUUCAGGAGAACUUUGGAGAAAAAGCUGCAUGUUACACCAUUGUUCUGUUCACUAGAGGAGAUCAACUGAAGGGAAAGUCAUUAGAUGGGUAUAUCAGUGAAAAUAAUGAUCUCCAGGCUCUUAUUAAUAACUGUGGUGGCAGAUUUCACUUAUUCAAUAAUGAAGACAAAGAUCGCUUUCAGGUCAUAAAACUGAUAGAAAUGAUAGAUGAAAUGGUGCAGAACAAUAGAGGAAAGUGCUACACUAACGAGAUGUAUAAACAAGCCCAGAAAAAGAUUAAAUGGGAGGCUUUUAAACUAAACUGUAAAAAUUAUGGACAAACAGCAAUGACAGUCUUAGGUGCAACAACAGCAGUAGUUGCAACAGGAGCAGUUGUACUAACAGCAGUAAAAAAUCCAGCAACAGCAGUAGCAAUAGCAGCAAAAGCAGUAGACACAGUAGUAACAAAAACAAGACUGAUACCAUAG
Molecule: messenger RNA, 873 nt
Organism: Puntigrus tetrazona (Sumatra barb)
Lineage: Eukaryota; Metazoa; Chordata; Actinopteri; Cypriniformes; Cyprinidae
Product: GTPase IMAP family member 7-like
Exons: 2
Coding region: 1-873 (290 amino acids)
Molecular function (GO): GTP binding
Source: RefSeq, a predicted model, not a curated record